AAAGUUACAGUUCAGCUGUCUGGGUACGUCGUGUUGGAUCCACGGGCACACGGUCGCUUGUAUGUACUCUACCUCUUGGCAAGGUGCACGACUGGCCAGGGCGCGGGACCAGGAUUCGGCUAGCCAAGGCGAGUGGUUACAACCCCAGGAAAACCGGACGGCGCACUGGUACUGCUUAGGGUACGGUGGCAUCGUCUGGCUGCCUCUGGUGUAACAAGUUCUCAGUGGGCCGGACUUUGUGCUCAAUUCAGUCAACAGGGAGCUGGUUGACAGAAGAACUGAGAUCUGUUAAAAAAAGAGUCCUCCCUAAAGUCUGUGCGCUGUCUGUCUGCAAACUCAUGUCGUAGUUGGAGCUAGUAUCAGAACCGGCGAUUUCCCCCUCCCCUUUUUUUGCAAGGAUGGGUCGGACUUUUGUGCGAUAUCCCCACAGGAUGGGCGGCUUCAUUCGCGUUCUUAUCGGCUUUUAUCUAACUCUCCUAUCAGUAAAUCUAGCUUCAUCUCAAGAAGUGUUCGCACUACCACCAGGCACGGUAGAUGUGUUAGAUAAGUUAGACGUUGCGGGCACCUCGAGAGGAGUAACAUCUGGGGUGCAAGGGAUGUGUAGAGAUCGUCCCACUACGGGCGGAGCAGCACCUCAGGAGGACCAGGCGUUUAGCGUCGGCCCAGAGGCCAGUCUAAGCAGAGAGGUCGGCGAUAUGUUUUCAGGUGAAAACUUUCCCGAAGAUUUUUCGAUUCUAUUGACGGUCAGAAUAGCCCCUCCAGAACGGUCGAAAAUGUUUUUGUUCUCACUUUACGAGGCCAACGCCGACGCGAAAAUCGUUUUUGAUAUUGGAAGUCCCUCAGUGCUGCAGUAUGCAGACGAACGCAACCAGCCAGGCAAGAAAGGAUGGCCUCGAUUCAGACUGAGCAUUGCAGACGACCGAUGGCACAGGAUAGCUUUAAGUGUAAAUGGUCAGAACGCGAAUCUAAUAACCGAUUGCAACGUGACGGAGACGGCUAGCCUUACAAGAAGUGUCCCAGCAAAUGUUAAGACCGAUGGAAUAUUUAUUUUUGGACGGGAUAUGCGUAAUUCAUUCCAAGGAACACAUUUUGAGGGCCAAAUUCAACAAUUCUUGAUCGUACCAGACCCAUAUGCAGCUUUUGACUACUGUCGUGACUAUAUGCCAAGCUGCAAUGAACCCAUGCCUGUAUAUAAAAGGGCUCUGGAGCCUGAAAUUUCCACAAAUCAGCCGGACACAAAUGGUGAACAGGAGGGACCGACGCCAGCAGUCUAUUACAGUGAAAGUGAAUCGGUAUCGUCAGAUUCAUACAGCUACCCAGAUCCGGUUGAUCCUGGUAGUUCGUUUGCAAGCAUUCCGGAUCGAGGUACAGGGCCGAUAACAGACCCUGGUACCGGUACUGCUGUGCGUGGACCCAGAGGGGAGAAGGGCGAGGCAGGCGAAACAAGAAUUGGCCAGUUGGACCUGCGGGACCAAGGGGAGAUCCGGGACCUCGGGGUUAUUCUGGAGAACGUGGACCCAGCGGACCAAAAGGAGACAAGGGAUCACCUGGACAGAAUGGUCGCAAUGGACAGGACGGUCUCCGCGGCCCACCAGGAGCGAGUGCCCUAA
Molecule: messenger RNA, 1610 nt
Organism: Patiria miniata (bat star)
Lineage: Eukaryota; Metazoa; Echinodermata; Asteroidea; Valvatida; Asterinidae
Product: collagen alpha-1(XI) chain-like
Exons: 10
Coding region: 399-1610 (403 amino acids)
Source: RefSeq, a predicted model, not a curated record